UUUAGCUUUUUCUGUAGGCUGUGUUAGCUGAUGUGCAGUUUUUCCCUCUACUUGAAGAAAAAGCAGAGCACCUGCUGGUUUGGGUCAAAAACAAAAUGCAGCUGUAUUUAGGCGGUAUAUUACAGGAUACAAAAAGUAAAUCUACAGCUCUUCCUAGCUGCAAAAUUCAAAAUAAUCAUGUUUUACACUUUUUAUACGGAAAAAUGAAUCGCUUACACAUAUUUGGAAGACGAAGCCAUUUUGUAAUGCCAGUGACAGCCACUUAUUCAGUUACAUAUGUAAAAUUCCUUCUUGCAAUAAGUAAUGAUAGCUUUUAAUCUCAAGGACACUGAUAUUAGUUGGUAUAUCAUGAUGCAGGCAAGCUGCCACUACCUGUUCUACAAAUCUUGUCUUCAUAUGCUGCUUGCACAUGGAUUACCAAGGAAACAAUCUUAGUGAUUUCUUUCAAGCUAAUGGGCAUUUGGUACUUAAAAGAGUGGACAACAACUAUAAACUGCGGUCCUUCACUGAAAAGGAGAUAGAGCACAUUACAGACAGAUAUAGCACUUCGCUUGGUAGUGGCUUGUUCGGUGAUGUCUACAAAGGAAGAUUAGACGAUCGACGUCCAGUCGCAGUAAAGAGGUACAAAAAUGGAACCAAGAAAGAGGAGUUUGCCAAGGAGGUGAUAGUGCAUUCCCAGAUAAACCACAAGAAUGUUGUCAGAUUGUUAGGCUGCUGCACGGAGGAAGAUGCCCUUAUGAUUGUUAUGGAGUUUGUCUGUAAUGGAAACCUCUACAACAUCCUUCACUGUAGCAAUGCUGAUGGUCCUAUACUCUUCCCUUUGGACAAACGUUUGGACAUCGCCAUUGAAUCAGCUGAAGCACUAUCAUGCAUGCAUUCAAUGUACAGUCCUGUCCUUCAUGGUGAUAUUAAACCUGCCAAUAUACUGUUGGAUGAAAAGUACUUGCCAAAGCUAUCUGAUUUCGGAAUAGCAAGGCUGCUUUCUACUCAUGAGGCCCAGCGUACCAAAACUGUUAUUGGUUGCAUAGGUUAUGUAGACCCUUUGUUUUGUCAGAGUGGGAUUCUAACUACAAAGAGUGAUGUAUACAGUUUUGGAGUUGUUCUAUUGGAAAUGAUUACCCGAAAGAAAGCGACGGACGGCGCUACUAGUCUUACUCAAUGUUUCGCCGAGGCAGUGGGAAGAGGGAAGAAGGUGAGACAACUGUUUGAUGCGGAAAUUACCUAUGACAAGAAGAAGAUGAAAUUGGUCGAAGAAAUUGUGAAGCUAGCAGUUACAUGCUUGAGACUGGAUGAUAAAAUGCGUCCGACAAUGGUUGAGGUAGCAGAUAGACUUAGGAGGAUUAGAAAAGCUCUCCCGAAGCACAAGGGUGAAAGCUCUACAGGCUCCCCCUAUGCGGACAUCAAUAAUUGGCACAUAAGAAGAGGAAAGGCACAGGAUGUACCAACUAUUUCCCUUGAUGAAAUGAAGAAAAUAACAAGGAACUUCAGUAAUGGUGCUCUAAUAGGAGAGAGUUCACAAGGCAGAGUUUUCUUCAAAGUGUUAAAAUAUGGACCGGAAUCUGCAUUCAAGUCUUCUCAAGAAAUUGAUUUAAAGGUUGAAGCAAUUCGAGACUGAAACACGAGAACGUUGUCCAACAACUUCUCGGAUAUUGGGUCGAAGGAGACGAAUAUGUUCUUGCAUAUGAGUAUACAUCGGGUGGCACCUUGCAUGAUAUCCUUCACAGCAAGGGUGAGGAAUUAUAUGUAAAUUUUUAGUUUGUUAUAAAAACAUGCAAUAUGCAGCGUACCUUUCUUUUAUUGAAGGGAAAAAUAGUAUGUCAAUUCAACACUAGCUAUGUAAGGAACAGAGCAACACUCAAAAGAACUCACCUUCUAUGAAACCUUCAAUUUUAAAAAACUUAGUUUGGUGUGUCUGGUAUGUGAUACGAGUGCCAUGUCUGCCGAUAUUCUUCUGGUUUAUGGUCACAGGUAAAAAGGGUGUCUGGGGAGCCAAGUCAAGGGCAGCUCUAUCAUGGAUGGAGCGAGUGAAGAUUGCCUUAAGUGCAGCAGAAGGGCUGGAGUUCCUCCAUCACAAGGAAGAGCCUCAGGUCACCCAUGGUAACAUCAUAUCCAGCAACAUACUUCUCUUUGACAACGACAUCGCAAAGGUUGGCAAUGUUGGUACCGCCAGUGUGCUGGUUCGUGAAGACAUAGGUAGCUGCCACAGUUUUAGACAGGGCCUUGACGCGGAUCGUAUGGAUGGUCUUUGGUUUCACCAAGAUGAUUACCAUGUCGAUGUAUAUGCUGCUACUGGGCAGUGCAACAAAAAGAGUGAUGUAUACGCCUUCGGGGCUGUGCUGCUGGAACUUUUAACUGGUCGUAAGGCAGUUGAUCAUACACUACCCCACGGCAGGCAGAGCCUCGUGACAUGGCUAUGCACCCUUGGUGAGAAGGGCCUUUGCAUCCAUUGCUACCAUGACCCCUUUUUAUUGGUAUGCCUUGAUUUAUAGGUGUAUAAUGUCUUAAUAAGGUGCAUUAGCUAAACUGUUGAUGACUUUGAUGCACAGGCAUACAUCAAUUCUAUGGAAGACUAUGAUGUUGAUGACUUUGAUGCACAGGCAUACAUCAAUUCUAUGAAAGACAAUGUGUUAA
Molecule: messenger RNA, 2631 nt
Organism: Triticum aestivum (bread wheat)
Lineage: Eukaryota; Viridiplantae; Streptophyta; Magnoliopsida; Poales; Poaceae
Product: wall-associated receptor kinase-like 1
Exons: 3
Coding region: 410-1615 (401 amino acids)
Biological process (GO): protein phosphorylation; cell surface receptor signaling pathway
Cellular component (GO): plasma membrane
Molecular function (GO): protein serine/threonine kinase activity; ATP binding
Source: RefSeq, a predicted model, not a curated record